AUGUUCACCCCUCUUUGCAAUCCCAUCGGCAGCCCUUUGGAGGCGCAGCGCGCUAUUACGCUGCGCUGUCAGCAACAAAGCCACCCAGGCCCAACUUUGACAUAUUCAACGGUGCCCGCGGGCAUGCUCGCGACUUUCGAGAAAAAUCCUCAUCCAAUGAUUCCCCCGCAGAUGCUCGUGUUCAGAAUUCUCGCUGGGCCAUCUUGUUUCUGCGGCAUCCCCAGCUGA
Molecule: messenger RNA, 228 nt
Organism: Colletotrichum lupini
Lineage: Eukaryota; Fungi; Ascomycota; Sordariomycetes; Glomerellales; Glomerellaceae
Exons: 3
Coding region: 1-228 (75 amino acids)
Source: RefSeq, a predicted model, not a curated record